GUGAUAAUGAAGAUUCGUCUUAUCAACAAUUGAUAACCAACAUGACAAUUGUCUAAAAUUAUUUUUUAUUUUACUUAAUCAAUUGUUAAUUGAUUUUUAAAUUUAACUCUGACUAAUCUGUCAUUUAAUUCAUAAUUUUGGAUUAUUUUUGACAGCUACCAAAAUUUAAAUGAGCGCGCAAUUUUUUAAAUUUUUAAAUAAAUAAAACUUCAUAAAUUGUCUCAUGUCUGCUACAUUCACACUCGUAAAAUGAACUGUCAGAUAAACAAUGGAAUGAUUUGCAAUAAUUGUUAAAAACAAUUUAUAUAAAAAUGUUUAAAAAAUACAAAUGACAGCUGUUGUUGAGGUUAUGUUUAAUAAAAAAAAAAAAUAAUUAACGAUGAGUUCGUCAUAUGUAUCACGAGUGAACCAACUGGAUGCUGGGAAAUUAGACGAUGAAAUAUUUCGUAUAUUUUCAACAAAAAUCCACGAGUCUUCACAGCUAUUUGCCCCAGGUGUCAUCGAGAGAUGGAGCCCGGAGAUAAACGCAAGUCUGCGGACAAUCAUAUGGGUGUGGACUUUGAUUCGAGGUAAAUCAACACUUGGACAAAAGUUAUUAAAUUUAACAUACGCAGAUUUAACGAAAAACAAGGCGGUGCUGCUGGUGUUGAUGUCGGUGGUGCCUCAUUACCUUGAAGAAAAAUAUUUAGAUCCUAAUAGAUUAAUUAGCGCGCGGACGAAACCGUUCGUUAAAUACCUAGACGUCAUAUCAACUGCAGUUAGUGCGCUGAGUUUUUUGAACCUGCUAAUUUUUUUACAUCGUGGAACUCAGCCGUUUCUGAAAGAACGUCUGCUGGGUAUCCGCAGCUCCAAUGUCACUAGUCAUGUGUUCCGUGAUAUUGGGUACUCGUUCAUGAUAAGAGAACUACUGUGGCAUGGUUUGAUAAAUCUAUUCAGCACCGGUUUGCCCAUGAUCAAUUAUCAUUACAUGAGACAAUUAUUCCGUAAAUUAUUCCCGAAAUCUCAGGCUGUGAUAAACGAAACUCCUAGCAUGGAUUUAAAUACCCUCUGUCCUUAUUGCAAUCUUACUCCAGUGUUACCUCGACACGCUGGCUGCUGUCAUCUUUACUGUUACUACUGUAUGCAAGCGCACUUUACUGCUGCUGAGAGCUUCGAUUGUCUUGCCUGUGGUGCUGAGUUACAUCGUGACAAUAUGAAAGCUUAUAUUGUUUUACCUGAUCAUAAAUAAAUUUUUAAAUAACUCGACCCAGCUACAAAUGUCAAUUACUAUGCCUCUACCUCUCCAAGUGAUACGAAGCGUUGGAGAUCUUCAAUCAUCAGAUCCUUCUUACCGUAGGAUGAUUUUUUUACUGAUACUGAUAUUGAACUUUAAUUGUUUUGAUAAAAGAUAUUUUUUAACGACUUAGAUUUAAUUAAAGGUAAGAGACCCAGUACCCGAUCACUUAUAUAUUUGUAUAUUUAUAUUUACUAAAUAGAUACAAAUAUAUGGAGUGAUUGAGUACUAGUUCCCUGGUCGGGUACUAGAACUUUUACUUUAUUUACAAAUAAAAUUAAUGCAAUUUCAUGAUACCAGCAUCAAAAUUUAAAGUUUGCGUCUCUACAGACAGUUGAAACAAAGCUAAUUUCAGUCCAAUGCCGCGAAUUAAUAGUAAACGCGUAAAUUGUAAAUCCUCAGUCAGCGGGCAAAAACAAACUUUAGUCCCGAGGGAACAAACAAAAUGUUUCUGCCCGCUGACUGAAGGCUUUCGCAAUUUAAACUCUGAUACUUGUCAUAUAAUAGUAAUUUCAGACACUUAAUUUUAUUUACUUAAAUGACAGUUCUGUGAUUAAGUUUUAUAAAAAUUACUGUGAAUAAUAAAUAGUAUUUAGUUUCUGCUUAAUUAGAAACCGCAAAUGACAAUUUACGCUUACUAAUAGUUGCUGCUAAAUUAACUUGUUUCUGAUCAGCUGCUGACAUAAAACUUCAAGUUUCAAUACAGGUAAUCAUGAAAAAUCGUGUGUAACUCAGGUUGAAAGACAAUUUCAGACUGCGGAUGGCCAGCCAACUUCACUCCGAUCUGAAAUUGUCAUCCCUUGUCACAUAAUUUACUAUUAUAAUAAAAUGACUAGUGUAAUUAUCAAGUGCUUUGAUGGCUGACUUGUCAGCUUAUUGAUGUUAAUUUAAAUAAAUUAAUUUAUUUAUCUUAUGACUAAUAACUUAUACUUAAGAAAUAAACUCUAUAGUUUUUUUUUAUUUAAAAAAGUAUCAAUUUUAUUUUUCAUGCAUAGCCACAGGGAUUGAUUCAACAUUUAUAUUUAUUGUUAACAAAUAUUUACGGAUUGUUUUUUUUUCUUAUCAAAAUAGUUUACAUUUCCGUUUCAACGAAGAAAAAAAAAUUUAUUUAAUUACAUGUUUUUUGUCUAUUGCUUUGCUUAUCAAAAUGAUUAAGUGAAUCUUUUUUAAAUAUCGUUAUAGAUUUAAAUAUUAAUAACAAUCAUUAUUAUUAUUAAUAUGUAAAUAUUAAGCUGAAAAUAUGAAUAUUAUCCAUUGUAAAAUGGUCACAAUCCUAAAAGAAUGAUGUCCGUGUUUACAUAAUCGAAGAAUUAAUUUUACUUCGAUUUAAAUUUUAUUUUUUAUGAUCCUGCAACAUUUUGCGAUUGAAAAAAAAUAAUCGAUUAUUUUUAAAAAUAAAUAUGAGACUGAAUAAAUAUUUAUAUUUAAAUGUUGAAAGAUCUGUCACCUGGAUUAUUUAAUUAAGAUUCACUUAAUCAUUUUUUCCAUUAAAUUUUUUUUUAUUGGGAAUAAAUUUAGAUUUUAAUGGACAGUUGAAAAAAAGUUUAAUUGAAUUGGGCUGAUUGUAUAAUUUGGGAUUGACAAGCAAUAGUUUUUACAAUCUCCGUGCAUUAAUUGUUUACUUAACUCUUAACUCGAUUUUAUUUUUAAAUUCAUAAAACAUGCAAAGAAAAAAAAAUAUUCAUAUCAAAAGGAAAAAAAAAUGAAUUAUUAUUUUUAUUUUUAUUCAUGAGUAAAUGGUACGAGAUGUCAGGGUGGUAACUGAUGGUAAGAAACAAUUAUUAAAACGAGGGACUUAUUUUAUAUUUUUUAAACGAACACAAGUAUUUUUACUGUCGUUAAAUUUAUGAAAACUCAAAUAAAUUUAUUCCGACAAUUUUAUUCAUUUUUUUUUUUAUACUCAAUUAUCAUGAAAAUAUAAACUAAAUAAUAUUGUGCGACUUUACUCUACUCGUUUAAAUAUUAUUUAUCAUUAAAUCAUGGUAGUUAGUUAUUAUAAAUGAACACCGCAACAAUUAUCUUCAAUUAAUUGCUUUUAAAACUCUGUGUUUAGUCAAAAAACUAUUAACAGUAAAAAAAAAAAAAAAAAAAAUUAUUUAUAUUUUAGUCAAGUGUAAGAGCGUUUGUGAGCAAAGCUCAUUACCUAACGCAUUAAAGUGGAGUAAAGAAAAAAAAAUUUAUAAUAAUUAUAAUAAAUAAAUAAUAAUAAUGUUUAAAAUAAUAAUUUAGAUUGAGAAAAAUAAUUUUAUCGGUUCGCGAGUGCUAAUGGCUCAAAUAAAAUCGUACCUAUUUCUCUUCCUCACUCAUUGGGUAUUAAAAAAAAAAUUAAUUAUCAAAUUUUAAUAAUACUGAAGUUAACUGACGUUUAACAAUUUUUGGAUUUUUUUAAAAAUGAUAAAUUAUAAAAAAAAAAUAUUCGAAAAAAUUGCACUUGUAGUUUUUUCAAUUUCUUACAUGUGCAUAUUUUUAGUUUAUUUUUUUUUAAAUUCAACUGCUAAAAAAAAUCCAAAAAUUGUUAAUUGUCCAUGAACUUCAGGAUCAUCAUUUUAACAGACUUUAGUUGAUAAUUAUCGUACAGUGAGGGAAAUUAUAAUUAUAAUUUUUAUCGUAUUAAAUAAUUUUUUUUGACCUUUAAUAUUUUUUCAUGCAUAACAAUCUAUUAAUAUUUAAUUAAAUCUUUUAUUAUUAAUCAUUAGCAUGCAAAUAACUAGAUUCACUUAACGCAAAUGCAUUCAACGCCCUCUAAAAAUCAAUUAAUAAUUAAUAUAAUUAAUAAUAAUAAUAAAUAAGCUAUCGUUAAACAAAAUAAAACUCGAAAAUCUCAACAAUUAAAAUUUUCUACAAAGCCGGGAGCUUUGGUAAAGUAUAAAUAAAUUUAUUAACGAGUAUAAAUAUAAAUAAAUUAGAUAUUAUAUAUAUAAAUCGAUGAGUUUUCGAGCUUAGUCGAAAUUAAUUAUUUAUUUCGCUAAUACAAAUAGACGCUGGAUGCAUUUGAUUAAGUGAAAAUAAUAUAAAUAUGUAAAUAAAUUGAUUCUUUGCAACGCUUUACGUGUAGCUACGAUCGAUCGAUUUACAGAUACUCGUGAAAUAAUAUUUUACACGAGUUCCGUACAUGAAACGCUCAUUAUCAUCAUCAUUAAAUCAUCACAGACAAAUUUAAAACGAUUGGAAAUCAUCAUACAUAACAAUUCCAAUCAUUUAAUAUACAAUAGUAUAUAUUUGAAGAGUUUACAACUCAAGUUAUGUCGCGUAUCUGUUAUAAUUUACAAAAAGAAACGAAAAAAAAAAUUGAUAAUUUAUUCCUCGUGCUUUAAUUCACACGUGAUCGCCCGCAAUUACGCGUCCAAACACAAGGAACGCUAGUUGAUUUUUUAACUACUUACAUAACAAUUAUAAAUAUAUAUAUUUAUGUUUAUAUAUGUAUAAGUAUACACAAAAAAAAAUUUUUCUUGGCUCAGUAAAAUUUUUCUCUCCAAGAAAAUUUUUUACGGCCGAGUAAAAAUUUUUCGCGCCAAGAAUUUUUUUUUUGUGUAUUUAUAUAAAAUAAAAUUAAUUUAUAUCGAUUAAUAAUAAUUAUAAUUAUAAUAGCGAAUUUUCCUAUCUCGCUUACGAGGGAGAGAUCCUGCGAGCGCGAAAAAAAUAAAUAUGAAAAAAAAAAAAAAAAAAA
Messenger RNA from Microplitis demolitor, 4940 nucleotides. It is a transcript of the gene Pex2, whose product is annotated as peroxisome biogenesis factor 2. Gene Ontology annotation, cellular component: peroxisomal membrane. The record is from RefSeq and is a predicted model, not a curated record. Bases 380 to 1228 code for a protein of 282 amino acids. NCBI's taxonomy places the organism in Eukaryota, Metazoa, Arthropoda, Insecta, Hymenoptera, Braconidae. Gene Ontology annotation, molecular function: zinc ion binding. The transcript is spliced from 3 exons. Gene Ontology annotation, biological process: protein import into peroxisome matrix.